AUGGUUACCGUGGCCAAAAACGCGGCACGCGGCGCCACCAGCGCGCCGCGCCAGACGCUCACCGUCGUGGACAACCGCACCGGCAGCUCGUACGAGCUGCCCAUCAAGAACAACUCGGUCCUGGCGACGGACAUCAAGAAGAUCAAGGCGGCGCGCGGCAAUGACCGUCCCGAGGAUGAGACGGACCAGGGCCUCCGCGUCUACGACCCGGCCUACAUGAACACGGCCGUCGUCCAGAGCAACAUCACCUACAUCAACGGCCUGGAGGGCAUACUCCGCUACCGCGGCUACCCCAUCCAGCAGCUCGUCGACAAGUCUCAUUUUCUCGAGUCGGCCUUCCUGCUCAUCUACGGCGAGCUGCCCACGUCGUCCCAGUACAGCCGCUGGCAGGACGAGAUCAUGCACCACACCUACAUCCACAGCGACAUCGAGGGCAUGUUCAAGUCGUUCCGCUACGACACCCACCCCAUGGCCAUGCUGCAGGCCUCCUUCUCCUCGCUCGGCGCCUUCGCCCCGGAGUCGAACCCGAGUCUGCAGGGCCAGAAGCUGUACACCGACGCCGCCUCGGGCGACAUGCACGCCCUCAAGAUGCUCGACAAGCAGAUCCUGCGCAUCAUCGGCAAGGCGCCCACGCUGGCCGCCGCCUCGUACCGCAUGCGCCAGGGCCGGCCCUUCAACCGCCCCGCCCAGGGGCUCAGCUACACGGGCAACUUCCUGUACCUGCUCGACCACCUGAGCGGGCACGAGUACCAGCCUCACCCGGUGCUGGAGCGCGCCCUCGACGCCCUCUUCAUCAUCCACGCCGACCACGAGGUCAACUGCUCGACGGCGACGGUGCUGCAGGUCGGCUCGAGCCUCGUCGACCCCUACAGCGUCGUCUCGGCCGGCUGCGCCGCGCUGUACGGCCCCAGCCACGGCGGCGCCAGCGAGAGCGCCAUCCGCAUGCUCAUGGAGAUUGGCAGCCCCGAGAACGUGCCGGCCUUCAUGCAGAAGGUCGAGAAGCGGGAGCGCGUGCUCGUCGGCUUCGGCCACCGCGUCUACAAGAACGUCGACCCGCGCUCGACCGCCAUCCGCAAGCUGGCCGAGGAGGUCUUCGCCGUCACGGGCCGGAACCAGCUCCUCGACACGGCGCUCGAGCUCGCCAGGUACGCGCGCGAGAGCGAGUUCAUGACGAAGCGCAACCUGUACCCCAACGUCGACUUCUACUCGGGCCUCAUCUACCAGGCCAUGGGCUUCCCGCUCGACUUCUACCCCGUCCUGUUCGCCGUCCCCCGCUGCGUCGGCUGGCUGGCCCACUGGAGGCAGCAGAUGCUGCAGAAGGGUGGCGUCAAGAUCUGGCGGCCCCGCCAGCUGUACGUCGGCGAGGGCGAGCGCGAGUACGUCGAGGCCGGCCAGAGGCGGGAGAAGCGCGACAAGUCGCUGUUCGACGAGCCCGUGCAGGUCAGCCACGGCGGUGACAGCAAGAGGAACGAGCUCGCCACGUACAAGGACGAGAUGGGCAACGCCUGGAGGGGCCGUUCGAAGCUUUGA
Messenger RNA from Colletotrichum higginsianum IMI 349063, 1530 nucleotides. Its product is annotated as Citrate synthase. The record is from RefSeq and is a predicted model, not a curated record. Gene Ontology annotation, biological process: tricarboxylic acid cycle. The transcript has a single exon. Gene Ontology annotation, molecular function: acyltransferase activity, acyl groups converted into alkyl on transfer. NCBI's taxonomy places the organism in Eukaryota, Fungi, Ascomycota, Sordariomycetes, Glomerellales, Glomerellaceae. Bases 1 to 1530 code for a protein of 509 amino acids.